AUGUUUCCCAGCCCCAGCACGUCCACUCCUUUCUCUGUCAAGGAUAUAUUAAACCUGGAGCAGAACCAAGACGUUAUGGUGUCUUCUCACGAGGUUUCUUCUCGCAUGGACUGCUGCGCGGUGCCGACAUCCUCCUCCUCCUCCUCCUCCUGCAUGCUGGCCCGUCUGAAGCAGGAGCCUCUCCGGGAAAUGUCCUCCUCCACCGUCACAUCUAUGUUUGGGGAGGAAAUCCACGACUCCAAAGCCAGCAGAGCCCAUGCGCUCAGCUUUACCUCUGCGUUUUACGGGAAAGUCGUCAUGGAUAUGGAGAUGGACAAGAAAUCAAACGAGUUUGAGGAUGAACGAGGAAAAGAUGAUUUCGGUGUCCGUGUCGAACUUUUGGAGGACUCCAAGCCUGAGGAUCCGGACAGACCCAAGCCCCGGAGGCGCAGGAAGCCGCGGGUCCUCUUCUCCCAGGCGCAGGUGUAUGAGCUGGAGCGCCGCUUCAAGCAGCAGCGGUACCUUUCCGCGCCGGAGAGGGACCACCUGGCCAGCGUGCUGAAACUCACCCCGACCCAGGUGAAGAUCUGGUUCCAGAACCGGCGCUACAAGUGCAAGCGGCAGAGGCAGGACCAGAGCCUGGAGAUGGUGUCUCUGCCGCCGCCGAGGAGGGUGUCGGUGCCGGUGCUGGUGCGGGAUGGAAAGCCCUGCCUGGCCGCGGACUCGACCGCCUACAACCCCUCCUAUGGCAUGGCUCCCAUCAGCCACUUCACCUACAACAACUACCCCGCUUUCAGCAACUACAGCAGCCCAACCUGCAACACGAACUAUGCGUGCAGUUACCCCGCAGCCGCAGCCGCUGCGCAGACGAUGCAGCCCUCCAGCAGCAGCGGGAACUACAUGAACUUUGGGGACUUGAACACCGUCCAGAACCCGUUUCCCUCCAGUAACGGCUCUCUUCACGGCAUUAGGACGUGGUGA
Messenger RNA from Oryzias latipes (Japanese medaka), 960 nucleotides. RefSeq names its product NK2 homeobox 5 (gene nkx2.5). Gene Ontology annotation, cellular component: nucleus. NCBI's taxonomy places the organism in Eukaryota, Metazoa, Chordata, Actinopteri, Beloniformes, Adrianichthyidae. Gene Ontology annotation, biological process: regulation of transcription by RNA polymerase II; cell differentiation. The record is from RefSeq and is marked provisional. Gene Ontology annotation, molecular function: RNA polymerase II cis-regulatory region sequence-specific DNA binding; DNA-binding transcription factor activity, RNA polymerase II-specific.